Messenger RNA from Fopius arisanus, 1038 nucleotides. It is a transcript of the gene Prosbeta2, whose product is annotated as Proteasome beta2 subunit. Lineage: Eukaryota; Metazoa; Arthropoda; Insecta; Hymenoptera; Braconidae. The transcript is spliced from 4 exons. Gene Ontology annotation, cellular component: proteasome core complex. The record is from RefSeq and is a predicted model, not a curated record. Gene Ontology annotation, molecular function: threonine-type endopeptidase activity. The coding region runs from base 76 to 939 and encodes 287 amino acids.
GCAUAUUCUUGCUUAUAAUUGUUGUGUGUAGCUCCGAAACCGACUUUCAUCCAGACUCAACUUAAGUUUUCAAACAUGUCCAGUGGUCUAGUCCCCGCAAUUCCUCCUCCAGGAUUCUCCUUUGAUCUCUGCCAAAGGAAUGAAUCCUUAGCUAAGAAGGGACACUUAGCUCCAAUUGCCCAGAAGACAGGUACCACGAUUGCUGGAAUUAUCAUCAAAGAUGGAGUUAUUCUUGGUGCAGACACCAGAGCUACAACUGGGAAUAUCGUUGCUGAUAAAAACAGUCAGAAAAUUCAUUUCAUCGCUCCAAACAUUUUCUGUUGUGGUGCUGGAACAGCAGCAGAUACUUCGAAGACGACAGACAUGAUCGCUAGUCAGCUGGAGCUUCACCGUUUGAACACUGGACGUGUUGUUCGUGUUGCCAGUGCUGAUAAACUCUUGAAACAGCAUUUGUUCCGUCAUCAGGGACACAUUGGAGCUGCUCUGGUGCUGGGGGGUGUUGAUGUCACUGGACCACAUCUCUAUUCACUUUUUCCUCAUGGAUCCAGUGAGUCCUAUAUGUUCACUACUAUGGGGUCUGGCUCUCUCGCUGCUAUGGCUGUUUUUGAGAGCAGGUGGAAGCCAAACAUGAGUGAAGAAGAGGGUAAAGCUCUAGUAGCUGAUGCAAUUCGUGCAGGUGUUUUUAAUGAUUUGGGCUCCGGUAAUUCUGUUGACAUCUGUGUCAUUCGCAAUACAGAUAUUCGUGGGGCCAAUUUUGAUCCUCGUGCUGUGGACUACAUGCGUCCUUAUGAAAUCGCUAAUAUCAAGGGCCAGCGAUCCGGUAAUUACCGUUACAAACGUGGUACUACAGCUAUUCUGGAUAAAAGUGUUCGUCCAAUCAUUAUCGAGAGUGAAUCUGUUCGACGAAUUGAGCCGGAAUCCAUGGACACUUCUUCGUAAAAAAUUCCAACAGCUUUCAUAAUGUGUUUUUGCACUACUAUUAUACUAUAUAAUUUUUGUGGAUUCUUUACGUAAUAAAACAAUUCAACAUUCAUUGAA